AAGAAAAAGCAAGAUGGCGUUUGUUAUGUCGGUCAUUAUUGUUCUGUGUUUUUAAUCCGUACACGUACGGCGUGAAGCAGUUUAGCUUGCUAGCUGCUAACAAAGACCCGGAAGUGAUUAGCGCGCCGCUGGACGAAGACCGGGUGUGAGCGAACAAAAGUGUUGGGAUUGUGUGAAAAUGUGCGAAAGAAGGAUAGCAGACUUCGAGGAGAAACUUGCAGCAAGAAAAGAAGAGAAGGAGCGACAACGUCAACCUUUGGAAGCACUUUUCCAGAAGAAGCGUCGAGUUGUGUCACACACAAGAGACGUCAGCGAACAACAUCCUUCUUCCCCUGAGAGGCAGGAGCGGAGCUCCAGGAUGGAGGAGGAGGAGCCCCGGCCCCCCCACAUUAAAGAGGAAGAGGAGGACCACAGCAUCAGCCAGGAGGGAGAGCAUCCUGAAGGACCGGAGGAGUUCCCAGUGAUUGGCGUCGUUGUGAAGAGUGAAGAUAAUGAAGACAAUGAAGGUGAAAGUGAGGAGAAGAGAGAGGCGGAGCCUCCAAGCAGCAGCUCAACUCAACACAUGACAACAGAAGCCGAUGGAGACCACUGUGGAGGAUCACCAGCAGACAAGCUCUUAGCUCCACUAUCAGAUAGUGAGCACACGACGUCACACUCUCCUGACACUGAUGAUGACUCUACAGCUGAUGUGACAUGUCACCCUGACAACACACGCUUGAAAUGCCAACACUGCGACAAGACCUUUGGUUACCGUAGCAAUCUGAAAAGACACAUGCAAAGUCACACGGGGGAGAAACCAUUCGUAUGCUCAAUUUGUGAUAAAAGGUUUUCCCUCAAGGCAAAUUUGAAAUCGCACACAAGAAUACACACAGGAGAGAAACCUUUUUCCUGUUCCGUGUGCGGUAUAAGUUUUGCACGAAAUCAAGAUUUGAAAAUGCACACAAGGACGCACACCGGGGAUAAACCCUUCACCUGUUCGGUGUGUGGAAUAGCAUUUGUAAGAAAUCAAGAUUUAAAAAGACACCUGAGAGCGCACACCGGGGAAAAACCUUUUCCAUGUUCAGUGUGCGGUAAAAGGUUCUCUCAGAAAGUAAGUCUGACAGCACACACUGGAAAACACACAGGGGAGACACCUUUUUUCUGUUCGGUGUGCGGGCUGUCCUUCAGAGGAAAUCAGGAUUUGAGACGACACAUGAGAAGCCACACAGGAGAGAAACCAUUUGUAUGCUCAAUUUGUGAUAAAAGAUUCUCCUUAAAGGCAAAUUUGAAAUCGCAUACAAGAAUACACACCGGAGAGAAACCGUUUUCCUGUUCAGUGUGUGGUAUAGGUUUUGCUCAAAGUCAAGAUGUCAAAAUACACAUGAGAACGCACACUGGGGAGAAACCUUUUACCUGUGCAGUGUGUGGUGCAGGUAUUGCACGAAACCAAGAUCUGAAGGUACACAUGAGAAUACACACCGGUGAGAAACCAUAUUCCUGCUCCAUUUGCAACAGAAGCUUUGGUGUCCAAACGCAUCUGGUAACACACAUGAGAACUCAUACUGGAGAGAAACCAUACUCCUGUUCAGUCUGCAACAAAAGCUUUUGUCAACGAGCCACACUUGUAGCACACACGAGAACCCACACGGGAGAGAAAGUGUUUCGGUGCAGCGUGUGUGCUGAAAGGUUCUCUUAUAAGUACCAGGUUAAAAAACACAUGUGUGCUGGGGAGAACAGCAGCAGGAAGUGAAGCCGCACGAUCUGAAAUCACCUGUGAAGACUUGGUCAGCUGAUGAUUGGCGAGGCAGCUGGUUGUUCUUUCUCUCGUCUUUUAGCGUCUAAGCACUUGUUGGUUUCAACCCCUAUGGAAUUGCCCACCGUAUUGACCCGUAUACGUAUAUUUAUCAUGUAUUCAUCAGAUUUACCUGGUCAUCCUGGAAGGGGGAUUGUCAACAUUGUCAAGGUUUUAUGAGUUUUUCCUUGUCCAGUCUGGGGUCCAGAUCAGGGGAUGUCGUUGAUUGUGUCGUCAGCUUGUAGAGAAAGCCCUGUGAGACUCUUUUGUGACGAAGCGCUAUAUAAAUAUAUAAAUAGACUUGACUUGUAUAUGCGUCUGUUUCAAAAUGACCACUUUUAUGUCUUCCUGCCACCAAGUUACUGAGAGUAGAGGAACAUCAAGAGGAAAAAAUAAUGUGUACCCCAAGCGAAAUUCAUUCAUUUUCUACCGCUUUUUCCUCAUG
Doryrhamphus excisus (bluestripe pipefish) is the source of this 2216-nucleotide messenger RNA. RefSeq lists its product as uncharacterized. The record is from RefSeq and is a predicted model, not a curated record. Lineage: Eukaryota; Metazoa; Chordata; Actinopteri; Syngnathiformes; Syngnathidae.